Carya illinoinensis is the source of this 2437-nucleotide messenger RNA. RefSeq names its product sulfite reductase [ferredoxin], chloroplastic. Lineage: Eukaryota; Viridiplantae; Streptophyta; Magnoliopsida; Fagales; Juglandaceae. The transcript has 8 exons. The coding region runs from base 116 to 2179 and encodes 687 amino acids. Gene Ontology annotation, biological process: sulfate assimilation. Gene Ontology annotation, cellular component: sulfite reductase complex (NADPH); chloroplast stroma. The record is from RefSeq and is a predicted model, not a curated record. Gene Ontology annotation, molecular function: 4 iron, 4 sulfur cluster binding; heme binding; sulfite reductase (ferredoxin) activity.
UAUAUCUAUCAACCUUCUUCUUCGCACACUGCUAGCUCCCUUUGCUUCUUCUUCCUCCUCCUCCAAUCGUAAACCCUAGCUCCGUCUAAGGCUUGCUCUUUGAUUUCGAGACGUCAUGACGACGUCGUAUGGAGCUGCCAACACUGCUUUGCUGAAGGACCAGACAAUUCAGUUUCCGACCUUACGCGGCCUCAGGUCCUCCAAUUCUCUUGCUUUAACCCGACACCUGCACUCCGUGUCGGUUCCGUCUUCCAAUCUUUCGCUUAUUAGAGCUGUGGCCACGCCAGCAAAGCCUGACACUGCUUCUCAGACUAAGCGCAGUAAGGUUGAAAUAUUCAAGGAACAAAGUAAUUUCAUUAGAUACCCUCUUAAUGAGGAGAUCUUGACAGAUGCUCCAAAUAUAAAUGAGGCUGCCACACAAUUGAUCAAGUUCCAUGGGAGCUAUCAACAGUACAACAGAGAUGAUCGUGGUCAAAGGAAUUACUCAUUUAUGCUUCGUACAAAGAACCCAUGUGGAAAAGUGUCCAAUAAACUCUACUUGACAAUGGAUGAUCUUGCGGAUCAGUUUGGAAUUGGAACACUUCGUUUGACCACCAGACAAACAUUUCAGCUCCAUGGGGUUCUGAAGAAGGACCUCAAGACUGUUAUGAGCACCAUCAUUAAAAACAUGGGCUCAACUCUUGGUGCAUGCGGUGAUCUCAACAGGAAUGUUCUUGCUCCUGCUGCUCCACUUACAAGAAAAGACUACCUAUUUGCACAGCAAACUGCAGAUAACAUUGCUGCACUCCUUACACCUCAGUCUGGCUUCUACUAUGAUGUAUGGGUGGAUGGAGAGCGAGUCAUGUCGGCAGAACCUCCUGAAGUAGUGAAGGCCCGCAAUGAUAAUUCUCAUGGAACAAAUUUCCCUGAUUCACCUGAGCCCAUUUAUGGAACCCAGUUCUUGCCAAGGAAAUUCAAAGUUGCAGUUACUGUGCCUACAGAUAACUCGGUUGAUAUUCUCACAAAUGAUAUUGGUGUUGUUGUUGUUUCUGAUGAUGAGGGGGAACCUCAGGGAUUCAACAUAUAUGUUGGUGGUGGUAUGGGAAGAACACACAGAUUGGAGACCACUUUUGCCCGUCUUGGAGAGCCAUUGGGUUAUGUGCCAAAAGAGGAUAUACUAUAUGCAGUGAAAGCUAUUGUUGUUACGCAGCGAGAAAAUGGAAGAAGAGAUGAUCGGAAGUAUAGUAGAAUGAAAUAUUUGGUCAGCUCCUGGGGGAUUGAAAAGUUUAGAAGUGUUGUUGAGCAAUAUUAUGGAAAAAAGUUUGAACCUUUCCGUGAAUUGCCAGAGUGGGAAUUUAGAAGUUACUUGGGAUGGCAUGAGCAGGGUGAUGGCAGUUUGUUUUGCGGGCUUCAUGUGGAUAAUGGUCGAAUUGGGGGGAAAAUGAAGAAGACAUUACGGGAGAUAAUAGAGAAGCAUGAUUUGAGCGUGCGGCUCACACCAAACCAGAACAUAAUCCUGUGUGAUAUUCGCAAGGCAUGGAAGCGUCCCAUAACUACAGCACUUGCACAGGCUGGUCUUCUGCAACCUCGGUUUGUAGACCCUCUCAACAUAACUGCAAUGGCAUGCCCGGCCUUUCCACUUUGCCCACUUGCAAUAACUGAAGCUGAACGGGGAAUACCUAACAUCAUCAAGCGGGUCCGGGCAGUAUUUGAGAAGGUUGGUCUCAGGUACAAUGAAUCCAUUGUUUUAAGGGUAACAGGUUGCCCCAACGGUUGUGCUAGACCAUACAUGGCUGAGCUUGGUCUGGUUGGUGAUGGUCCCAACAGCUAUCAGGUCUGGCUUGGUGGAAAACCCAAUCAAACUUCACUAGCAAGAAGCUUCAUGGAUAAGGUUAAGGUUCAAGACCUUGAAAAGGUUUUGGAACCAUUAUUUUAUCAUUGGAAACGCAGAAGGCAAUCCAAAGAAUCAUUUGGCGAAUUCACAAUCCGCAUGGGAUUUGAGAAACUUAAAGAGUUGGUUGACAAAUGGGAAGGUCCAGUGCUAGCACCAUCGCGAUACAACCUUAAGCUUUUUGCUGAUAAGGAGACAUAUGAGGCUGUGCAUGAACUUGCAAAACUGCAGAACAAGAAUGCGCAUCAGUUAGCCAUGGAAGUCAUCCGCAAUUUUGUUGCUUCCCAGCAAAAUGGAAAGGGUGAAUGAGUUUGCUAUGUAAGUCAUUUUUAGUUGUUUUCCUGCUUAACGAAUUGGCCAAGGGGAAUGACUAAUGAGGAACCAUCCUUUGUCCUGUCUGAACUGUUAGUCUUCGGUAACAGUUGGAGGGAGCGGAUGCUGGUUUGGUAUCAUUUUUGUACCAAAUUCUCUUUGUUUUCGUUUUGCCGCAACCCUAUAUGUAUUAUUUGUCGGAAUUUUGUAUCCAGUUUGCCAUUUCGUUGAGUGUUAUUUAAUGUUGCUUCAUAA